This is a messenger RNA of Sorghum bicolor (sorghum), 767 nucleotides long. RefSeq names its product ubiquitin-40S ribosomal protein S27a. The transcript has a single exon. The record is from RefSeq and is a predicted model, not a curated record. Gene Ontology annotation, molecular function: structural constituent of ribosome; ubiquitin protein ligase binding; protein tag activity. Gene Ontology annotation, cellular component: cytoplasm; nucleus; ribosome. The coding region runs from base 111 to 578 and encodes 155 amino acids. Lineage: Eukaryota; Viridiplantae; Streptophyta; Magnoliopsida; Poales; Poaceae. Gene Ontology annotation, biological process: translation; protein ubiquitination; modification-dependent protein catabolic process.
GAACACAGGAACCCUAGACUCCACCCCCCACCCCGCCGCACCCAAACCCUACCCAGCCGCCGCCGUCGCCGCCGCCGCAGCGCGGAGGCGACCCCCCAACCGCCGCCAAGAUGCAGAUCUUCGUGAAGACCCUGACGGGGAAGACCAUCACGUUGGAGGUGGAGUCCUCGGACACCAUCGACAACGUGAAGGCCAAGAUCCAGGACAAGGAGGGCAUCCCGCCGGACCAGCAGCGUCUCAUCUUCGCCGGCAAGCAGCUCGAGGACGGCCGCACCCUCGCCGACUACAACAUCCAGAAGGAGUCCACCCUCCACCUGGUCCUCCGCCUCCGCGGUGGCGCCAAGAAGCGCAAGAAGAAGACGUACACCAAGCCCAAGAAGAUCAAGCACAAGCACAAGAAGGUGAAGCUCGCCGUGCUCCAGUUCUACAAGGUGGACGACGCCACCGGCAAGGUCACCCGCCUCCGCAAGGAGUGCCCCAACACCGAGUGCGGCGCCGGCGUCUUUAUGGCCAACCACUUCGACCGCCACUACUGCGGCAAGUGCGGCCUCACCUAUGUCUACAACCAGAAGGCGUAAUCGCUUGCGCCGAUUUGCUUUACCCGCCUACCUAUCAAGCAUCCACCUGUUGGUUACUCGAAUUGAAUCUCAUUUAGAUCUGUCUGAGGUUGAAACUUAAAUGGAGCAGUAGUAUCUAUCAUAUUGGUACCCCCUGUUACUGAGUUGAUGUGAUGCUGAGUUAAAUUUUGUUUUCAUAUUCUUCUAUCA